AUGACGGCUAUGGAUCAAUAUUACGCAGAACUAUCGUCGAUUGAGAUGAUGAUUCGUAAUUGGGAUCCUAUAAAAAUGACGAUGGUAAUUAUAUCGGGUUCAUGCGAAUUUUCAAACGAUAUAAUAUACUAUCUAUUCAAAAUUUUAUAAUCCAAGUAAAUGAAGGCUCCUUGUUUUAAAUUGAAAGUCACUUGUGCAGACAUUUUUUUUUUUCGUGGAUUUAAAUGCAUUUUUUUCAAAGACAGCUUUAGCUAAAACUAAUUUUAUGUUUAGUAAUAAACUCUUCAGUACAAAUGCAUUUUGUAUCUGAGUUUAAUCCUUUGAAUCGUUGAAAGUUUGUAAGUGUAAUAUUAAUCAAAGAGUAUACAAUAAAUUGACGAUAUUUGUGUGAUAUUAUAAUACGUAAAUUAAUUAUUUCGAAGUACUUUAGAGUCUGUAUAAUCUUCAGAUUAUAACUCAUUUUUAUCUCACAUGACGUACAGAUUAAACACUCAAAGAGUUAAAUUAAUAGAGCACAUGAAACAAAACAUGAAAUUUACACUUUUCACUAUUCAUUUUUAACUUCAUUUAUCAAAGCGUUGAAAAUUACAUUUAUACAAUCGUAUUUAAUUAUUAAUACCGAAAUUCGAUUUUAAUUAGUUAUCAACCAAAAACCAUAUCAGCUUCCUUUGAUAUCUAAUAUUUUUUUCUUCCUUAAUUUCUCUUGAAUUUCUUUUCUGAUGCUGAAGAUAUUAUUUUAUUAUUUUAGGGCACACCUCAUACAACGAAAUCAAGAACGACAAAAAGCGAUGGAUCCAGAGAUGUAAGUCCUUCGGACGUUCGAAAGGUAUAAAAGGAUUUUACACAAUACAGUAGAUUCUUUCUUAGCAGACCACCCUCUGGCUGGAUAAACGAAUAUCCGGUUAAUUCAAUUAUUUAUGAGUUGUAAAUAGAAAGCUGCAUAUAUGUAUAGACACACAUAUAGAAUUGUUCACGAAAGUGUUUGAACAUUUAUAAAGAACAUUUUACAGAUAUAUAUGAUAUUAUAUGAAACAUUUAAAAAUUUAAACAACAAAUUUGAAAAUAUAAUAUAGAAGGUCAUAUAUAGUUAUAUUUUGUGGAGAUCAUAAAAAUAUUUGCCAAUUACAUAUUAUAUUCAAAAGUCUUAAUAUUUACUAGAAGCCUGUGAAUGAUUUUCACAUAUGGUAUGUAAGAUCCAGCGAUCCUUGGCAGGACGUAAUGUAUAAUACAGUGGUUGUUCAAAUGAGCGAAAAUCUGCUAGCAAAAUCUGCUCUUCACGUUUAUCAAUUGACUUCCUUGGCACCGAUAUCGGAAGUGUUUACGAUCAACGAGCCGAUGCCAGUGAGCGAAGUCAGCGUGCAAGAGAGUCACAGCGUCGCUAAAAGGAAUCGUGGGCGACGCGGGCAUAAAUCAACGAGCAAGAUAGAAGAGAAUCGUUCUCUGAACGCGUCGACAAUAGAGAGCACGGACACGAACACCACUUCCCUUCUGAAAACGAUCGUGGAAGAGCCCGUAAAGCCACGAUGGAUUUUGCUACCGAGCGAAAGUCACAGGUUUAAGAUCCGUUUUCGACCGGCAGAAACGGGUCACUACGAAGAAACGUUCGCGUUGACGCUCGUAGACGGAAAUUACGUUACUUACGAGGUGAAUGUUAUCGGUAUCGCGGAUAUACCGAGGCUGGAUAUGAAUCCCAAAACGAUCUUUCCAAAAGCCGCAUCGUCGAGAGACUCGGCUGAAGUUUUGCAACAUUUCCGAGGUGGAGGCGGACGUUCGCAUCUCGCUGACGGAAAACGGUUCCGAGUGUUUCUUCGUUCAACCCCAGCAGCUGCUUAUCGCCCGAGGCAACUGCGCGACUGUGACUCUGUCGGUCAUCGCCACCAGGCUAGGGACCAUUGCUGGGAAGUUGCUUCUCUGCGUGAAGAACAAUCCGAGAGUCGAGGUGAUCGAGUUGCAGAGCGAAGGCACUAAGCUCGACAUCGAGCUAGAUGAAAAACAGUUGUCCUUCGGUCGCACGCUUCUCUACCGAAUGGAACAUCGAACAUUGACGGUCAGGAACAAAACUCCGGUCCCGUUUUUCUGGCACCUGGAGGCCGAAGAACCUGCUGAUCCUCAAAUAACGUUCGCACCUUCGCGUGGAGUGAUAGAGAGCCGCAGUGAACAAAAGAUCGAGUUUUGUUACCACGCUACCACGAUCGGCAUGGUCCAGAGGAAGGCGAUAAUCUUCAAUGCAUUCUUGGACGAAGACGACGACGAUCCCAUUUUCUCCGAUGUCGUCCUACUAUCUGGAGAAACUUAUGACGUUGCAGUGGAUAUCAACUAUGCGAAUCCCAUCGAUUUGAAACAUAUAAAGGCAGAUUCUCCGGCGAAAGCGGUGUUCUCCAUGAGAAAUCGCGGUGACUACGAGGUGAAAUACGUAAUUACGUUGGAUGACAAUGAGAAACUGGCGAAACUAAACUUGCCUGCUAAUUUGAAGAAGAAGCUCGAAAUUCGACCAACCACUGGAACUAUUUUACCAAAUAAUGAGAGAACUAUAGAAAUAAUAUUCAAGCCGAAGACUGAAUUAACGCUCAAGGAAGCCCCGAUAUUGAAAUGCCAUUUGAUUGACACGUACAAGGAAACUACGAUAAUCGCUGAAAUUCCUCUCAAAGUUUCUCUCGACGCAUAUUACGCUAGAUUUCGUAUUAACCCGUAUCCUGUGGUGAACUUCGGGACUUUAGCCAUAUGUACUGAGAAAACGAUGUACCUCAAUAUUGAAAAUAUCGGAAGAUUCCCCUUACAUUAUUCCAUUCAACUGAUAUACAAACACCCUUCUGUCAUUUACAUGACCAAAACGUUGCAGGAUGAUUCUGUGGAAACGAUGAAUCUCGCAGAAAAGAGACAGAAGCCGAAAAAGGGGAAAAAAUCUGUCAAAAGCGAGACUAAGAUCGUCUCGGAAGCAGGAAAAUUAGUAGUAGGACCAAUGACGAUAAUGAAACUAGAAGGCACCGUGGACGUUGGUCAAAUGGAUAGCAUCGCCAUCGCUUGCUAUCCAGAGUUCGUCGGCUCCCAAGAGGAGCAGAUCCUCGUUGUGGUGCAAGACAGCACGCCCGAAGACAGGGAAGGGAAAAUAGUCACGUUAUCUGUGAACUCGUCUAUGCCCACUAUCGAUUUUCACGAUCUCGACUCGAUGUUUCAAGAAAAUCACGUAGUCGAUAGAAUUCAAGACUUCGAGUGUCCUAAAGAUAUCGGAGCGCACACGGUGUUCGCCCGUCAAGAAAAAUGCCUUUAUUUCCGGCGCGUCAACGUGCUGAGCACCCACGCAACCUGCUUCAAAUUGCACAACCGUGGUGUAGUGGCUGCAAACGUGGAAGUUCACUUGAUGGAAGAGUCUCUGACGUUGAGCACAGCGAAGUCCAACACAUUUAUCGUAGAACCGUCAGACGAAGAAAUCCCUCCCAUGAGUUACAAGGUCUUCACCGUGUCUUUCACUCCGCACGUCAUACAGACGUUUCAAGGAACGUUUCGAGCCGCCGUGGUUCUGCCCCCGCAUCUUGGGGUUGACCAGCUAUUCAUCAAACUGAUAGGGGAAUCUUGCGUGCCGGAAGUGGCGAUUACAGAGCCGGUACACGAAGCACGGAGGAGACCUAGUUUGAACUUCGCUCGUACAUUGAUCGACGAGAGCAGUUGCAGAUAUUUUGCUAUAGAAAACGUCGGAUUCAUUAGGGCGAAAGUCAUCGUGGAGAUCGACGAGGAUCUGAAUAAUGUAUUUCUCUUCUCUGUUUCUUUGGACACGCAACAACAUUUACUGCAAGCCUGGGAGGAGUAUUGCAACGAGUUACAUGAUCGAUGUACCGUAGUUCGUUUAGCGCCUGGAAACGUGGCUCGUUUCAAAGUAACCUUCACCCCGAUUGAAGUCGGGAAAUAUUGCGGGAAAAUUCGUCUGCACGUGGUCGACAAUCCGUAUGAGAAUAUGUUGAUUAAUUUGGAAGGCGAGUGUUACAUCGAAACAGUCAUUUUCGAGGGUUUGCAGUUCGAGGAGAGCAAAGAAAAAGCAGCGACCAAAAAUCACAAGAUCCGGAAAGUCUCGUCCAAGCAGAAUUCUCUCGUUUCAACUUCGAGUAUCUCGAUGCUUCCAGCGUCUCUGACCUACAUUCUCGACUACGGGCUUUGUUUCGUUAGCAAAAUGUACAAAAAAGCGUUUAAGAUUGUCAAUAAAUCUACGGAUCGGUCGUUCCGCUUCCAAUGGAGUGCACAUCCCUACGUUGUGUUCGAGCCAUCUGUUGGACACAUCAAGUAUCUCACGUCCAAAGAAAUCGUUGCUACCUUCCUGGCACCGGAACCCACGAAUCAAGAGAACGUUCGCAUCGAAUGUUCGAUAUGCGAAAUUCUGAUAGAAUAUUCAGAGGCUGAGACUGGUUGGGAUGACAGACAAGUUGAAAUACGUUGGGAGAAAAUACACCACGAUCUAAUAGGUCAAUUAAGCGACGUGGAAUUCUUAUUGAAGAAGAUCGUGGAGCCAACUAUAGAACCGAAGCACGAAGUUGUGCCUGGAACAAGCAAAUCGAUCCAUCUCUUAUUAAAUGCCGUUGUUGCAUUUUCGAAAUGCUUGUGCACUGUCGACAAUGUUUGUUUUAAAGACACCUUGAUGUUUCAGGUCGAUUUUCUUCUUUACAAUUCGAUAAUUAAAAAUGAAUAUUAUACAGAGCGAUCGGCCUUGAUCUUUAAAUGCAAAUUGCUCUUAAACUAUCCGGAGUUCAAGUUCUCUAUAUCGAAUCCAGGAAUCGUAGAUAUGAUGUUCGCCUGGAAGAUAAACAUGGACGAACAGUAUCCAAGGAGGCACCUAGGAGACGGUUCGAACGUGAUUUCCAGACCGAGAACAGCAGAGGAAACCCGCUCCCGGAAUUCUAGAUCGUCUCGAGGAAUCUUUUCUGCAAAAAGGGAACUCAGUCAGAAGGACUUGGAGCAGGAUGAAUACAGCGCAGGGGACAGCACGAAUUUUUUAUCACAACAAUGCACAUCAUUCGUUUCUAAUAGCGCCGACGUGAAAACAGCUUUAAGCACGAGACCAUCGGAUCUUUUCAGCAGUACCGCAGGACUGUCGGGAAGGACCACGGAUAGCUGGUUGGAAGGGGAUGAUCCGCCCUUCGUAAUUCAUCCUGAAACAGGAAAGAUACCACCCGGACAAUCCAUGGAAUGUACAUUAAAAUUUUCACCCAAGGAUGUAUUUUAUUACAAGGCAUACCUUACGUGCAAGAUAGAAAAUCUUGAGCCAAGUCAACCGGCUUUGAUGAUUCCCAUCGUGGCAAGAAGUUUACUGCCUUAUUGCCAUUUCGACGUGAAGGAGAGCGACUACGUAACUGGCGGGAGACGAGAUCCAUCACGACCAGGACCCGUAGGAUACGAAACAGACGAUUCCACUGUAUGGCAGAACAUCAGGGUAAUCGAAUUUAAAGUGGUUGGCGUUGGCGGUACUCAUAUGAAAAAAUUCCACCUAAUCAACCCCACCGCGGACGAUUACUAUUUUUCAUGGACGAAUCGAUCACCUCGCAGAGUAGAGGAGAUAUCGAAGUUUCAUUGUAUGGUGACCGAGGGCGUCGCUGAACGUGGAAAACGUACCGACCUGGCUUUCACGUUUUUGGCAGAGGACGUCGGCGUCUUCGAAUCCUUCUGGCUCUUCUCCAUCGGCAGAUACAAUCUGGACUGCCUUUUUCUUGUCGUCGGCAUCGUAACCGAACCGUCGGUGCACUGCCUCGCCGUUCACAUGAAACUCAAGCCAACAAUCUUGGGAUUUAAUGUGAGAGAUUCGACGAGAUUGUUGAACAACGAGGAUUUUCAUAUACCGUUCAACGUGUUGGAGGAGUCUCUCUAUUCCGAGGGUAGAUUUCAAAAGCUCAGCGUGACUCCGAUGAGUGGGACUCUGCUCUCGAAAAGCGAACAACAUCUUUGGGUCGAGUACCAUCCAACCCGGAUCGGUGAGUUCCACUUUUCCAUUCAGUGCGCUGUGAAACUGAUGAAAAGUCCCCUUAUCAUCUUCGUGACCGCCUUCGUUUAUGAUAUCGUAUGCUCGGUUUCCUAUUGCAAACCCAACGGCGAAACCAUCCGAGCUUGCAAGAGUAAGGAGAAUAUCAUCGACUUGGACAAGAUAAUGCCCGAAAUACCGAUUACUCUCAAGUUUGACAUAACGAAUGCCUGUAAAGUAGCAUUUUAUUAUACUUGGGACCUCGGUAUGACGCCCGAAAUUUCGUGCAGAAAUGCGUACAACGUAACGAUGUCUCAGAAGCAGGGUUAUGUGACCAGCGAUGAUCGAUCCACCUGUUUUCUUACCCUGACAACAUAUCAGAAAGUUACGAUAAAGGAUCAUUGCGUUCUUCUACAGAUUUCCAAUGGCCCCACCUACAAAUUUAUACUGAAAGGCUUCUCUAAAAGGCCUGCGAUCGAAUUCAGCUUCAAUCGUUAUGAUUUUGGACCUUGCUAUAUCCAAGGACGCAACAGAAUCUCCUAUUUUACGGAGCUACGUGUAACAAACUCUGAUGAUGCCCCUUUUAUAAUUGAAUGUAAGUUCGAAGAACAACCUCACCUCUCCGUCGAUCUGAAUCGAAUCUCGGAAGCAAUGGCGGCCCAUUCUACGAUCACUAUACCGAUCGUUUUUCGUCCGUUGAAAGAAACCAAGUACCACGAAUGUUUGGUGUUCACAAUCAACUCGGCGAACAAGAAGAAGAUAACGAUCACUGGCGAGGGAAUCGGCUAUAAAGUUCGUCUGGUGAAUCCUCGCGACAAAUCGAUAGAUCUCGGCAGCGUUCCCGCUUCCAGAAGCAUCGUGAAGAAGGUCCCGGUAAUAAACGAAGGUUCGGCACCACUCGAGCUGAAAUUUGGUCUAAUGAAGUUCCUCAGUGGUUACGACGAGUACCGCGAAAGUCGAGGAUACUGCAACUCGAUGGAAGGCGCGAGCGAACUGGCUCGAGCAUCCAUUAUGGAGACCAAGCGAUCCUGGACCGUGGAUGUGAAACUUCAAACUGGAGAACCGAAGCUAUCAGACGUUCUGAAGAUCGAGCCGUCGUCGAACAUCGUUUUGAAACCGAAUAAAAGAGUCAACGUGCUGAUCACUUUUAAAUCUCCAUCGAGAAUAAGACCGUUCAUGGCUAAAGUGGCUUUUCAAUCGUCUUCCAUGAUUCUCCCAUUGUUCUUGGUGCGUGGAAAUUGCGUAGCAGCGGAGUUCCGCUUGAACAGGAACCAUAUCUCCUUUGGUAGCGUAAUUCAAGGUUGUGCAACAGAAUCUAAGAUCGUAUUAAUGAACAUUGGAGAUUUGGGCUCAAGGUUUGGAAUAAUAGAAAUUGAGAAGUACCAAUCCUUAAGUGUCAAAAUUAGCGGAGCGUGCGGCAAACUCCCUGACCCGAUCGGAACUAUCAUGUUCGAAUGUUUGGUACGAGAAAAGCAAACUCGAUCAGUGGUUAUAGUGAACGACUCUAAUCUUCGUUGGAAGCUGAAUGUUGAAGUAACCGGAGAUUAUUUCUCCGUUGACGAAACGUUGCUGAUUCCUUCGCAACAGUCUGCUCCUUGCGUUGUCACGUAUUUGCCUCUCGUUAUGAACUCUGAAAGCACUCCGCACAUGGGAACGCUGGUGUUAAAAUCCGUGGAGGAAAACCUGUACAUGUUAUAUUCACUUUGUGGCAGAAGCCUACCACCGCUAGUUACAUCGAAAAUUAGCCGUCGAUUGCCCGCGAAAACAAAGUAUACCGAACUUAUGUCUGUUCACAAUUGGUUAAACAUCCAACAACGAUUCCAAUGCAAGAUCGAAUUGAUAACGAACGAUAACUCGCAAUCACAGAGUGAACUUCUUAUCUUUUUCAUUCUUUGCGGACAGAUUCCACUGUACAGUUUCGUAGGUAACGAAAGAAUUGAUGUUCCAGCAAACAGCCAGCGAGAUUACCGAGCGGUGUUCUAUUGUUACGAGAAGUGGAAUUUUAAUUUCAAAGUAAUGUUCACCAACGACGAGAAAGAAUAUCAAUUCUACGAGAUAGAGUACGAUGUAACAGAGCCGGAAGUGAUUGAAUCGAUCCCACUGGUAACCCUAGCCCGAUCUCAGGUUUGUCACACUUUGAAACUGGAGAAUCCCCUUGAACGUGAAACGAUCAAAUUUACAGCGGAGUGUCUUCAUCCAUUUAUCACUGUAAUCCAAAUGCCAAAGUUCGUGCAACCAUUAUCACACGAGUAUAUUUCUAUAAUAUAUCAUCCAGCGUUGUCAUACGUCACUGACAUUGCCAUGCUAAAUAUCGACGGUCAAAAGUUGGGUCGAUUCCCGUACGAAUUGCGAUUGAAAGCCAAUCCUGCUCCUCCAGAGAAGGCCACGCGUGUUAACGCCAGUUUAGGAAGCAAUCGCGCGUUCUCGCUUCACGUGAAAAACUUUAUCCAAGAAAAUACCGAAUUUCUGAUACACGUAGAUAGUGAGUGUUUCGCAUGUCCGAAAUUCAUUCAUGUGAAUAAAUUAGGAGAGGGUGUAAUCGACGUAAUUUAUGAGCCGCACGACGUUGAGAAUGUCACUGCCACGUUGAUAGCAUCUUCGGACACUGCUGGAGAAUUUGUCUUUCCUUUGAUCGGUUCUUGCUCUUUACCUAAACCUAUGGGUCCUUACAUGGUCACUCGAAGCUUCUCAGCUUCAAUACCUUUUAAAAAUGUCUUCAGGGAGGCAAAGGUUUUUGAUUUUAUCGUCGACGUUCCUGACAUUUUCACAGUGAACACAGCGUCAAUUACUUUAGAAUCUAAACAGAGUAUCAACAUUAAAGUGGAUAUUCAAGAUGAACAAGAAGGAGAAAACUCUGAAGAAGAGAAAUAUCCUAUUACUGGAAAACUAACGGUGUACUGUACUGAUCAUGCUUUUUCUCAUGUAAAUUGGUUAAUAAUUUUAACUAUCUUAACUAUCUUGAAUAAUUUAAUUGUUUUACAUUUUCAAAUAUUAUUUCAUAAUUUCAAUAAUUCGUUUAUGACAUUUAAAUUAUUUUUUACACUUCUAAAGAUUAUUCAACAAUUAUUGAACUUUUCUUUAAUUCAUCGUUACUUAAGCAACGUAGAGUGCGUUAAACUAGUGAUUUUUUUGAGACACGAAAUCCAUUUCAUUUUAGGUCUAUUCUAUCUUUAG
Heterotrigona itama is the source of this 9112-nucleotide messenger RNA. The record is from the annotation of a GenBank genome assembly. NCBI's taxonomy places the organism in Eukaryota, Metazoa, Arthropoda, Insecta, Hymenoptera, Apidae.